Paraphaeosphaeria sporulosa is the source of this 2571-nucleotide messenger RNA. RefSeq lists its product as uncharacterized. The transcript has 4 exons. The coding region runs from base 109 to 2352 and encodes 747 amino acids. Gene Ontology annotation, biological process: kinetochore assembly; attachment of mitotic spindle microtubules to kinetochore; spindle attachment to meiosis I kinetochore. Gene Ontology annotation, molecular function: centromeric DNA binding. The record is from RefSeq and is a predicted model, not a curated record. Gene Ontology annotation, cellular component: kinetochore. NCBI's taxonomy places the organism in Eukaryota, Fungi, Ascomycota, Dothideomycetes, Pleosporales, Didymosphaeriaceae.
CGCCCAUCAACAAAGAGUAUACGCGACGACAUCCGCCAAAUGAGCCGUGAGACGCUCACCAACUCUCGCUCUCUCAACUCGUCGUAGGAAGACCUCGUUGAAGUAUACAUGGCGCCCGCAAAGAAGCGCGAAACGCGCGAAAACCAGUUCUACGAUGUCGGCGUGCAGGGAAGGAAAACGGGCAUUACCCUCGAGGACAGAGGCAUUCGUGACGAACAUGGCCUUGAGCCCAUCUCUGGCAUCUUCUCGUCACCAGAAAAAUCCCCGCCAAAGCGCGCCUCGAACCAGACCCGUGGAACGCUCACAGAGUCGGAAUCCAUGGACCUCACAAGUCCCAUUGCUCAGCCAGCAGCAUCCGCCGCCAAAUUGCUCCGCAGCGCCAGAACGCACCUGCCACCUCCAAAGGCGCGGUCGCCGAUGAAGACCUCACUAGGUUCUUCCCCACGUCGCCAGUCGUCCAUGGGCCCUCGCGCGCACCCAGAGCCCGUCUCAAGCCCCUCGCGCUCUUCAUCCCAUCCAGUCAUAAGCCGACGCCUGGAUUUCGAACAAGAAGAAUCUAGUUUGCAGGAAACUCCAGCGCUUAGUGGCUCUGGUCAACGACGAGGAACACGCCGAAGCAUUUAUAGCAUUGAACCAUCGCCCAGCCGAAUUACAAACAGCGCCAUGGAGGAGACAAUACAAGAGGAGAUCUAUGCGGCUGAAGCAUCGGCAAUCCUCAACGACAUCGGAGAAGAAAGCGGGCUUCAGGACAUAGGAAACGACACUAUCUUGGGUGCAGAAUCAGAAAUCAUUGAGGAAGAUGCUGAGGACAACGAGGACACCACCGCCGAGGUAGAAGUCGAGCUUUUAGUGGACGUAGAAGAGCCAGAAACCAUCACGGAGCCCGUCAAGCAACCUGGCAGGAGAGGACGCAAGCGAAAAAGCGAUGCCGUGGAACCAGCUGCGAUCGAGAAAGAAGUUCUUGAGCCCAAGAAACGAGGACGAAAACCUCUCGAGAAGAAGGACAAGAACGUGCCCGCCGCGCCGGCUGCUGCAUCGCGGCGUUCGAAGCGCGUUUCUGAUAUCACCGAACAGGAGACAAGCACUCUGGAAGACGCCUCUGCCGGAGCUGCGGAGGCGUUCGACACUCCUGUAGCGCCCCGACCACGUGGACGACCGCCGAAAACUGCUGUUGCUGCCCCAGCGGAGAUGGCCCCGCCAGCGAAAAAGCAAAAGCGCCAGGCAAAAGAGCCCGAGAAGGACAAUGUACAGCCCGUUUUCAAGAAACCAAAAGCUGCACCAGUGCCCAAAAAGAAGGCUAAAUCCGAGGAUCCGGGGACGCUAUCACAGCAAAAAUCAGCGGAGAGCGGAAAACUCGUCGAUGUAUAUGGCAAACCUAUCUCAAAAGCUGACUUGGAUCAAAUGUCCACCACAUCAGCGGGGACAAGAUUCGGUCGGGGUCGGCAUCUGUCUGUUUUCCGCGAAUUGGAGCCUGACUCUGCCGCCACUGUGGGCCGUACUGGCAGACAUCGCGUAAAGCCGAUAGACUUCUGGGCCAACGAGGCAGUCUCCUAUGAUCCCACUGGGAACAUGCAAGCAGUUGUGAAUAGGGUUUACCAAGAGCCCCCGAAGGUCAAAAGGAAGUCAGGAAGAAAAGGUCAGAAGAGGUCGCUGUCUGCAAUAGAAGAAGACGACGACGAUGAGGUAGGAACACAACCUUGGGAAAUCGAAGGCGAAGGCAAGUUCAAGGGCAACUACAAGGGCUAUGAUGCAGCAAACAAAAUCUCGACAAAUAAUCUCAUUGAAAGUACAAUUGCCUGGUCCGAUGAGGGCAUCAAACCAAAGCCUCUGCCAGACGGGUCCUUCAAGUUCAUCAAAUUAGCCUCAGGGCAUGUCAACGACGACGACCCAAACAAUAGCAAGACCUACAUGAGCUGGGGUUUUCUCGAGCUGGAAGAGAACCAGAUGAAACGCGCAAAAAACAGCUCAGCUAUGCAUAUGGUCUUCCAUGUUGCGAGCGGUGCUGUGGAAAUCCGGGUUCACGAGAACAUCCUCACUGUGCGACGUGGUGGUGUAUUCCAAGUCCCUCGUGGUAAGUCCAUCCUCCUUCUCCUACCUCCAGAACUUCGUUCCGCAGAUCAUCUAUCUCGAGAUUCCGAUACACGACAGCUUUCUUCCCUCCCUUUUGCACUCCACAUCCUGUGCGACGGCGGUGAGUUUAUGCUUAACCCCGGUGUUCUGUCCAACAUCGACUACGGGAGUUUGCAUACAUCAUUUGGCUUAUCGCGCAACGUCGCACGCCCACUGGACAAGCGAGCGUCGUGUGGCUGGUGCAUGAACAGUGCGCUGGUGCGUUCCUCGCAUGCUGUGUAACACCCUGCCCUGCUUGCUCGCCAACGUUCUGCGUCGUUCGCGCAGGACGCACAUACCAACCACCAUCCUUGCAGCCUUGCUUUCUCCGACCUCGUAUCACGCAUUCGCCGUUCUUUCUUUCUCUGUACCCACAACGAUUCCUGCUUACUAACGCUUUCCUGGCAGGCAACAUGUACAGCAUCAGAAACGCCGGGACCAAGACGAGUCGCCUCUUCUAUG